CAUCAUUUAUAUAUUUUACAUCGUGGCGAUACUAGUGCAAAAGUGCAAAACAUAACCUUAACAUUGGAUUCGCGCUGGGUUGCUGUUUCAACACUUAGAGGCACAACCCAUGUGUUUCCUAUUACGCCGUAUGGUGGUGCUAUGGGUGUAAGAACUCACACUUCUCUGCAUGUGGUUAAUAAAUUAUCCCGCUUUCAUCGUUCAGCCGGCCUAUCGGCUGAAGGACGCUCUAAUUCGCCAAUUUCACAUUCGGAAAGUACAACAUUUACCCAAUCUUUGCAGCCUUAUCACAAUUCAACUUUGCCGCCGUUUCCCCGCCCAACGGUAGUUAUGCCGUUAGCUCAAUUGAGACAGCCAUUUGCUCUGGGAUCUCCACCGGGGUCGUCAACUUUAGCAGGAGUUAAAUCUGUUACUGGAAGCUCGGGAUCAGGAUCACAGCGUCAAAGAUUAUCCUCAUUAUCUGAUGAUAACGGAAAGCCACUGAGUGUUUGUGCUAUUUUUGCAAAAUCACGAUCGUGGCUUUUAGAUCCUCCGAAUGUUACUCGAGAAGCUCCACACCGUAUACAGCGCAAAGCUGUAGAUUCUUUGUUUGUAAUGGCCGGGCACGGAGCCCUUAUACAGUACGAUUUGGAUACAAAACUUGUUUCAAAUGUUGCCAAAGAAAAAAUAUGUGACGAUACUCCCAUUGAAUUGGAAGUAGAAGCUAAAGCACAAUGGAACUUGGGUAGGCGUAAAGAAGGGUCUCAAGAGAUAAUGCCCCCACUAUCAGCAGAUAAUUGGUUAAUUAAAAAUCGCAAUUCAUGCAUGUUAACCGAUAGCACUCGUCAAUACGAUGACUCAGAUGAUCGAAGCGAAUCUUGGCUAGCGCAGGUUGAAAUUAUAACACACGCUGGACCUCAUAGACGUCUCUGGAUGGGACCCCAAUUUGUAUUUAAGACUUAUAACACACCAAGCGGGUCAAAUUUAAGUCAUGUCGAAAUUGAAGCUGUUGAAAUAGGUACAUCAAAAUCUAGCACCAAUUCAACAUCCGAAAAAAUUGAUCAUUCAAGCCCUUUGAAUAUGCCCUUAAAUGCAACAGGUCGCUCUAGUGCUGUACCAGUUCUUAUUGAAUCUGGUUCAUAUAGCAGCAUUGAACAAAGCCCCAAACUGAUGGAUCGUUUUCGUCACGACCAUUUAGAUUCUGACUUUUCCAUAGCUCAUGGGGAUUCUCGAUUAAAAGAAGAUUUGGCUGAUGCAAUGCGCGAAUCUCCAUCUGCAACCGCAUCGUCUAAAGACAGUGGUCGUCGUGGUUGUGAAACUGCCGGUUCUAGUGAUAAUGUUGCAUUUUUUGACGCACUAACUGCUGAGGAUGAUCAUGCUCAUUCCGCAUCAGCAGCAGCCCUCGCCAGUGUUCUUCCCAACAUUCAUUCGUAUGAUAACAGUUCGAGCUAUGAGUCCCUAGAUUCUUUAAAAAGGCCAAAAGCUUCUAUCGAGAAGAUUGUAAACCCCCUAGGAACAGUCACCACUAUCACAUCUUGCCUAACUGCCGACGUUAAAACCGAUAUUUUGGACGAAGUCGUUUCUCAGCUGGCUGCAGAAGAUACCAUUAUACAUGAAAACUGCGAUGAAAGUCUGUUUCGUCCUGUAGUAGCCAUAUUUUGCGACGAGAAGGCUCUUCUUCAAAACAAGGAAGAAUCUCGAAAAAACAAUGAACAAUAUAAGGCUCCUGAAAACAUAAGCAAUAAACUUGUGGUACCAGUUAUAGCCAAAGAAGUUAACGAUGAACUUAAUAAACGUGAAAAGGAAAAGACAAGUGUUACCAAAUUUAAUGCUGUAGUUUCAAAAAAAACGGGAAAAGAGCCAUCAAAUUCUGAAGAAUUGCCAUUAUUGAAUAAGAAAACAUUAGAACAAAAAGACAAUAUUUGUGAAAAAAAUCAUAAUCAAAAUAGCAAAUCUAAACGUUUACCAGAAAAAAAUGUAAGUGAGAUAAAUAAAACAUGCUCAAAAAAUGAAUCUUUUUCAAAAGGAACCUCAUCUGGAAUCAUAAGCUCAAAGAAAGAUCAACAAACAAAUGAAAAAGCUACAUUUUCAAUUAAAACAAAUGAACAUCCAGCGGAAUCUAAAAAUCUUGAUAAAGUUAUUCGAUCACAAAUAGAACAAAAAGAAGAUUUCAAAAUGCAAACCCAAAAGGAAUUAGAAAAUUCAGAUUUCUCUAAAGCUGAAAUAAAAUUAGAAAAGCAAGCUAAUUUAAAAGAAUUGCAUGAUGAUUCAAAUUUAAAUUAUGAUUUGUCAAAGGCUGAAGCUACCAUAAAAAAAGAAAAAGUUAGAAAUUUAAGUAGUCGUGAACAAAGCAAAUAUGAGCACAUCAGGAAUGUGGCUAAGAUAUCCAAUGAUCGUGUAUGUCACGAAUACAUUAGCGAAGCAACCACCAAUGUUAAAUUAACUGCCAAUAUUACUCCCAAAGCAGACCAAUUAGACGUUGCAGAAAAUGUGAUGGAUAACGAAAACGUUGGAAACAAUGGAAACUUAACAUCUCAGAAUUUAAUCAAAAGGAACACUGCCACGAAAGAAAAAAUAAAUAAAACAAAGGGUUCUAAUAAACCUAUCAAAUCAGGAGUUAAUGACAUUUUAAUAAUUAAACCACAGAACGAUCCCCAAUCCAGUGAUGAUUUACUUGAAAUUAAGAAAAAUGAAAAACUAAUUAAGGUUACUGAAAAAUACAAAAAUAUGGAAACAGAUAAUGAAAAGCCAGACAAAAUUGCUACAAAUAUGGCUUUUAACAACAAACCUCAACCUAAAGACGUCGUUAAAUUGCAAGAUAUGAGUGAGACUGAAAAAAGCCACAUCAAAAUUAAGAACAACGACAAUCCAAACAAUAGGAAUAGCGUUGAAUCGAGAAACAGUGAAAAAAAUAAAGAAGUAUCUAAUGUAGAUAACUCCACUGGCAUUGUUAUUUUAGGGAAUAAAAAAAUUGAGGUGCUUAAACAUAAUAAAAAUACGAUAUUAGAUGACGUCAGUAUAAAUGAAGAUUCUGACCAACAACACGCAAAAUCAGAAUAUAAAGACACAUCCCGUAAGACUAGGUCGGGCGCCAACGUAUUGAGCACAGAUUCCUCAGAAGUUUUGGAUUAUGAUAGACAAAUUUUAAUUGGACUCGAAAAGAAUGAAAAUAAUGAUGAAAGAAAUAUUGAAAUAGUAAAUUUAAAAAAAAAUGAAAUAAAAACUGAAGAAAAACUUAAAAAAAUAAGCAAAAUUAGUGAUGAUUCGACCAAAAAUCCAGCUAACGAUGAAACUAACUUGAAGACAGUCAAUAUCCUUGUCCGUAAGGACUCCAAAUCAACCAAAACUGGCAAUGAACUUACACCAAAAAGAAGCAUUAGCCAAGAUUUGACUAAUACUCAAAAAGAAAUAGAAUUAUGUGAUAUAAAACAAGAAAACAAAUCACCAUCAAUUGGAACUAAGAACGACGCAACAGUACCAAUAUCGCCUAAAAAAAAAGGAAAGGUAAUGUCCAAAGAUGAACUGAAAAAAAUCGUUAGUGUAAAUAAAAAAAUACCAUCGGAUUUAGAGACAUAUAACAAAGAGAAUUCAAAAAAUCCUGAAAAAUGUUUGGAAAACAAGGAUGUUGUUAAAGAGAGCAAUAUAUAUUUAAAAAACAAGUCAAGUGAAAAAGAAUUUAUCGAAAAUACUGUAGAAGUUUGUGAAAAACAAAACAUAUUAUUAAAUAAAAUACAAAAUCCGCCCCAUCAGCUGACAUCUGCUUGGAAAACUUUAAGUGGUGCGGAAAUGAUAAGUAAAAAUCUCGGCAAAUCUGGUGACGAUAACACAAAGAUUCCCCAAUUAGAAACUGAGGGCAAAAUUAUUUCUUCUGAGAAGUUGUUACCUGAACUUCCUACUCCAAGUAAUACUGAAAAACAAAAAAGAUUUGAUGACUUUUCUAUAUUAAAAUCUUUGGAUCCAUUGCCACCGUUACCUGCUCUCGAGCCCCUGCAAUUGAUGUCGGAAAAUAAAAAUAGCCCCCUUAUGGACAUAAGUUUAAUAAAUUUUGAGAGUCCUUUGCAAGAAAAACCUGCAUUGCAUAACAUAACACCUACUCCCCGAGGAUUUACGGAAAAAAAUCUAAUUCUGGCUCUUUGUGGAUCUCUACAUUAUGAAAAUGAACAUACUAUUGGAUCUACAGAGAAUACAGACCUUUCGAGCGCAUUUUCAAAUCAGUCAAAUCAUUCUUCUGCAGCUUUUGAUGAACCUUCGCUUGCUGACUAUAAAUCACUAAAUGAGAAUGAGGAUCCCUACAUGAGCUUGGAACAAAGUUCACAGGAAACAAACACGACUACAACCAAUACAACCAAUGAGAAGUUCUCUUCAUCGACGUAUUCUUCAGGAUCGGAAGAAAUUGUUAUUAUGGAGGAAAAGAAAGUGACAAAAAAGCAAAAGCGCAAAAAGCAGCAACAAAUAAAAGAAUUGCAAAAUCAAAAGGAACAACAACAACAUCAAGAAAUUGACGAUGAAGAACUGCGACCUCUAAUAGCCAUGACAGAGUCUCAUGUUGAUCAGACAACUAAUGUUAUUGAUGACACAUUGUCAGCAACAAUAUCAAAAUGUGGUAGUAACCAACCAUUGAAUACACAGUCACUUUUGCACUCGAAUACUACAGAUAGCGAGGGUCCCAUGCCAGCAACAACAUCUGACGAUAAUGUUUUUUCGAUUCCCGUUGCAACAGUUCACAACCAACAUAAAAUAAAGACAAAAAAGUUAGAACAUAAAAUUAAUUUGAUUGCCGCAAUUGAAGCCGCAACAUCUUCGUCAACAUCAUCAGCAGAAGAGAGUGGUGUUGAAUUAGGAAGUCGUUCCUCUCACGACAUUGACGAAUCUUUGAUCUCUGUAGCAAGUAGUAUAUCUACUUCUAUCAUACCUCUUCCCAUUGUGACGACGCCUCAAACAACAGUGGGGGCCAUAAAAAAGAAAUCUAAAAGACGCAAGAGAUAAGAAUUAGCCAU
Messenger RNA from Lucilia cuprina (Australian sheep blowfly), 4976 nucleotides. Its product is annotated as CAP-Gly domain-containing linker protein 1. The transcript has 5 exons. Gene Ontology annotation, cellular component: cytoplasm. The annotation marks the transcript as partial. The record is from RefSeq and is a predicted model, not a curated record. NCBI's taxonomy places the organism in Eukaryota, Metazoa, Arthropoda, Insecta, Diptera, Calliphoridae. Gene Ontology annotation, biological process: autophagy; response to starvation.